AUGUCUGACGACAUGAAGGAGAAGAUUUACAAACUGAUCAAGAAGGGCCUGACUCCCUCACAGAUCGGUGUGAUCCUGAGGGACUCAUGUGGUGUGGCACAAGUACGCUUUGUGACAGGCAAUAAAAUCUUGAGCAUCCUUAAGUCGAAAGGGCUUGCUCCUGAUCUUCCUGAGGCUCUAUACCAUUUAAUUAAGAAAGCAGUUGCUGUUUGGAAGCAUCUUGAGAGGAACAGAAAGGAUAAGGAUGCUAAAUCCCGCCUAUUUCUGAGAGAGAGUCGAAUUCACCGAUUGACUGGGUAUUACAAGACCCAGUGA
Carlito syrichta (Philippine tarsier) is the source of this 315-nucleotide messenger RNA. RefSeq names its product 40S ribosomal protein S13-like. Gene Ontology annotation, biological process: translation. The record is from RefSeq and is a predicted model, not a curated record. The transcript has 2 exons. Bases 1 to 315 code for a protein of 104 amino acids. Gene Ontology annotation, cellular component: nucleolus; ribosome; cytosolic small ribosomal subunit. Gene Ontology annotation, molecular function: small ribosomal subunit rRNA binding; structural constituent of ribosome. Lineage: Eukaryota; Metazoa; Chordata; Mammalia; Primates; Tarsiidae.